Messenger RNA from Acaulospora morrowiae, 703 nucleotides. The record is from the annotation of a GenBank genome assembly. NCBI's taxonomy places the organism in Eukaryota, Fungi, Glomeromycota, Glomeromycetes, Diversisporales, Acaulosporaceae.
GCGUACCGAUGUUCCGAUAAAAUAUCGCUUUCCAUAUUUUGAGAAAAUGUGUUGGUUUGCAGGAAGAAAAUAUUACAAUAUCCUUAAAGAAAAUCCUAAAAGUUUAUCGACGUGGGAAGAAAAAGGCAUAGUUGAACUUGCCUUAUUCCUAUUAAAAUUGUCCAGUAAGCUUGAGUCUAAUGGCAACGCUUCAUCUGAAGAACGUCAACUAAUUCAAUCCAGUAUUCCAGAAGGAAUUAGUGACCAUUCUAGGUUUGCGCGUAGAUUAUGUCGAAGGAUCAAUAACCAUAUCAACGAGAAACGAUUUAGAGAAAAAGGAAUAGAUACUACAUUCAUUUCUUCUAUGAAAAAUAAUGUUAUAGAUAUUAAAGAAGAUCAUGACAAUGAACAUUCUAAUUCACCUGAAUCCAAAAUAGAAACUCCAAAAAAUCUUAGGCUGAGAAUCGUUAGCAAAAAACGUAACUAUGAGGAUGUGACAAGAGAACAAGAUUCCAAAUCCUUUGUAGAUGAAGCGGAAGUAAAAUGCAGACGUAUUGACAAGGUAGACAAUUCUAGGGAUAUCACUAUGAAUGAAGAUCUAAAUGGUACACGCAAGAAUCAAUCUCAAGUAGAUAUGUUUUUAGGAAAAGGUUCACCUUUGACACCUCUUAGUGACAGCACCAUAUCAUCAUGGAACGAAGAAUGCAUAGAUGAAAUUAUGUAA